Messenger RNA from Sorghum bicolor (sorghum), 2609 nucleotides. RefSeq lists its product as uncharacterized. NCBI's taxonomy places the organism in Eukaryota, Viridiplantae, Streptophyta, Magnoliopsida, Poales, Poaceae. The coding region runs from base 107 to 1501 and encodes 464 amino acids. The transcript is spliced from 16 exons. The record is from RefSeq and is a predicted model, not a curated record.
ACCACAUCAGCCGGAAAAGCCGAAACGAGCGGGGAGAAACGAGGCAACGGCCCACCGUCAGAUCACACGCACUCCUCACAGUCACACACACACACAUCGCACAUUCAUGGCACGGGGAGUAACCGGCGACGCCGCAGGAAGUUCCGCCGCCGAGCGGGGGACGGGGGCAGCCGCGCCGCCUCAGUCUGCAACGUGGCAGCGGGUGCGGAGGGCCGGGCAGGGGGCGGCGGCGCACGCGCUGCUGCUCUGCUUCACCACGCUCCUCGCGCUCAAGCUCGACGGCGUCCUCUCGCUCUCCUGGUGGGUGCUUUUCAUCCCUGUAUGGUUGUUCCAUGCUGUUGCUGCUCGAUGCCUAUUCUCGUUACCGGCUCCAUCAUCACCUGAAAGUUGUCAACGGGUUCCAUUCCAUUCCAUCGUCGCAACUCCGUUGCUAGUUGCUUUUGAGCUGCUUCUCUGUGUUUAUCUGGAAGGCCUCAACCACAAUGGUCAUGUGGAACCUUUCAUAGAUUUAAAGCUUGUGUUUCUUCCACUCUUGGCUUUAGAAAUCAUUACACUGGUUGACAACUUCAGGAUGUGUGGUGCUUUAAUGCCUGGACAUGGAGAAACUAUAACCGACGAAGCAAUUUGGGAGAGGCUUCCUUACUUCUGGGUUGCAAUUUCCAUGGUAUUUCUACUAGCAGCCACUUCACUCAUGCUUCUGAAGUUAUGUGGUGAUGCAGUUACUCUGGGGUGGUGGGAUUUAUUAAUUAAUUUUGGGAUUUCCCAGUGCUUUGCUUUUCUAGCAUGCACAAGAUGGUCAAAUCCAAUGGACAUUGGAGGUCCUGUAUUGAUAAUUCCUAUAGUAGUUUUUCAAGUUCUUCUUUGUAUGCGCUUAGAGGGUACUCCAUCUAACGCACGUUUUAUCCCAAUUAGAGCUAUUUUUCUACCCAUAAUUUUGCUACAAGUGGCUGCUGUAUCUUUUGCUGUUUGGAGAUUCUUCAACAGGCUUCUUACUAAACUUAAAGAUGGAACUGUCAGUCAAGCACAUAUUUCUGUGUCCUCCAAAGUUGAUGAGCUAUUUAUGAUGAUACAAUAUGGUUCAAGGCUCCUUCACUGGUGGUCUAUUGAUGAAGAUAGCAAAGAGGAACAGGCUCACUUAUGCUAUGCAAAUAAUAUUGGCUAUAGUACCUUUUGCAGUUAUCCACCAGAGGUGGUAAAAGAGAUGCCAAAGGAAGUUCUUGUCAAAGAGGUACAGAGACUUCAACUAGCCUUGGAAGAGCAAACUGAAAUGGCAAAUCAUAGCCAACAGCAGUGUGAUAGUCUAAGAAAUGAAAGGAUCUUGUGUCGAAUUUGCUUUGAAAGAGACAUAUGCAUUGUUAUGCUUCCCUGCCGCCAUCAUGUUCUCUGCGAGCCCUGCUCUAACAAGUGUCAGUCAUGCCCAAUUUGCCGAUUGACCGUUGAGAGCAGGUUAUCUGUUUAUGAUACAGUGAUAUCAGCCAAUCCAUUAUGUGAUGCAGUUUAAAAGUUCACAUGUCGACAGUAGUUGUAAGGUACCUACUUCUGGUGUUGGCAAAGAUAGCCCACACCUGAUUCCUGGCAGUGAAGGACCGGUUGUGAAAUUCUUGGUAUGAAAUUUGGAAGGAAGCUAGGAAAGUCUCCUAUUGUCAGAUUGCAGCACAAGAAAAACAAAAGCCACGAUGCACAUCCGUCUGCAGUGAUAUGACACAAAGGAAGAUGAAGUAUAUGGAUUCUUGCUCAUAUAUAUGGCCAGUGCGAAUAACCACUUAAAUAACUGAGUUUGUUCUCUAGCCAUAUAUGACAUCUGGCCAGUUUCGAUUAGUUCCCAAGCGAGUUCUGUUUAACAGCUGAUGGGAAACCUUGCAAACAUGUGUAACUGGAGCUUCAGGUUGUUUUAGAUUUUCUUUGGAGUUCAGCAAAGCGGCAAAUUCCCAGUGUUCAACUAUGAUGAAUCCAUGAAUUCACACAACAGUGGCACCACCUUUUCCAGUGGAGUUCUCCACCUGUAAACGGCUUAUAAAGGCAUCUGUACAGAUGCGACAAUAAUGUCUCUAUCAAUUUUAUCUCCAAGAACUAUCACUUUGCAGUACGAGAAUUGGCUCUCAAGUCAACAUUUGUGGCUUGUGCUUUUGUCACAUUGCUAUGAUUUCGCAUAUCUUGCGGUCUGCAAUCCUCUGGUACUCGAUUGGAGAUCUCUGCCUAGCGUGGAAGGCAUCCAAGAUUGUGUGCUGGUGCCAGUAUUUGCCAAGAACUUGCUAGGUGCAUGCUCCACAUUAUUCGCAAGGACUUGUCAUUCCAGUUUUGUCAUCCUUAUCCAUGUUAUAGCUAGCUUCAUGUGUAGGUCACCUUUGUUGAAAUAGUCCAGCUUUUGCUACAUCUAUGUGGUGAUACACAUAUGUAUCCAGAAUGUGAGGACAUUCUGGUGACAAUGCUGAUAAGCACAUGUCUUCAUGGUUAGCUGAGAACCAUGUAUUUGGAGAUACAGUAGGUUAGAAUAAUCCUGUCAUAUUGCACCGAUAUUGAUGUAUCUAGGGUGUCUCAACUAUGUUUCAAAAAGUUUGGUACUGGUUGUUCCUGCUGACUGUAUGUUAAUUAUAACUGGUUAUUUUAUA